AUGGGCGUCGGGCAGAAGUCUCACAUCGUGUACCUAUUCGAUUUCGGUUUGGCGAAGCUAUACGCCGACCCAUCACACAUACCGUACCGUGAUGAAUCAUUGGGAAACGUCCUGUUAUAUCUCCUGCAUGGCUGUCUGCCGUGGCAAGGCAGAUACGCACCGAGCAAAGGAGCCAAACUACUCCGAAUGCUGAAGACGAAAGCCGGUUCAGCACUCCGUGACCUGCUCGCGCGCUCUCCCGUGGAAUUCACGACGUACUUCGAUCAUUGUCAUGGCUUGGAGUUUAAAGAAAAGCCGGACUAUACAUUGUUAAUACAUUCAUCCAGAUAG
Molecule: messenger RNA, 330 nt
Organism: Suillus subaureus
Lineage: Eukaryota; Fungi; Basidiomycota; Agaricomycetes; Boletales; Suillaceae
Exons: 1
Coding region: 1-330 (109 amino acids)
Biological process (GO): peptidyl-serine phosphorylation; signal transduction; endocytosis
Cellular component (GO): cytoplasm; nucleus
Molecular function (GO): protein serine/threonine kinase activity
Source: RefSeq, a predicted model, not a curated record